AUGGCCAAUGUGCCAUCCUACGUGGCAGCAGUUGACGAUGAAUCUGAAUGCCAGCUUCUUUGCGAAGCCGAUGAGCUCUGUGAGGACAGCACGCUGAUCACCCAAUUUGAAUGCGAGGUCUACGGCCUUCCUUCUGCGUUGGGAACUGCGACUCCUGAGGAUUCUCAGCAAGAUACAUACCAAGUUCGUCGGCUUCGGGAUCCCAUAGCUCCCAUAGCUCCCGAAGCUGGAGCUCAAAGAUCUCAAAGUACACUUAGUGGACCUAGAUCACCUAGAUCCGAGAAUUCCAUCGGCUCAAGUCUCCGCAAGGUGCUCUUGGCCACCUAUGCAUCUGGAAAGAUUUUCGAAGAAACACAACAAAGACUGCACGAAAGCCUUGCAGUUGCUGAAAUUGCAGAGCACUGGGCUUGGAAUCAGUCAAUGUUUCAGGGCUCUGGCAGACAUGCGGACUGGUACAAACAACACGAGCGCGUGAACUUUCGACGAGGAGGUGCCUGGAAGCCUUACAUUAUUUGGCAAGCACUCCGACGGGUCAAGUGGGGCGAUUGGCUGGUUUAUCAUGAUGCCUCAAGAUAUGUUCAAGAAGGCUUCAGCUCCUCAGUGCAGCCUCUGUUGUCUUGGCUGGAAGCUCACCGCUUGGACAAUCCUUGCGAAUGUUUACCUGCUGUGAGACUACGGCAAACCUUUGAGCAUGAAUGGUUGCAGCAAUGCGUACCUCCAUAUGGCAAUGCACCUAUCCCAUCGCAUCAGGCCGCAGAUGUGUUCUGCAGUCUGAUGUCGAAGCUUGGCACUUGCAGGCCGAAUGAGCCGAGCUGUUGCACCUGGAACUGGCACCAGUCCACACUGCAGCAUGCUUGGUCCGUUUGGCGCAAGAAUCGGCGCAGUGCCCGCUUUUUACGCGAGUGGGCUCGAGAAGCAGAGGAUUACGAAAAGUUGGCGCACCUUCCCUUUGUCGACCAGAGUCUCAACGCCCUUCUCUUCUACAGGUGGAAAUCCCAGUUGUCCCUACGGGCAUUGUGGGUCCCAAGUUUGUACCUCAAUUCAUGGAGACAGGACAUGGACUUGGGGAGUCUUGGCCGCUGUGAUGGCAACAUUUUCAAGCACCUGAACUUCAUCUUGGAUGAACUCUGGAACGAGGGGGUCUAUCGUCGUCCGCUACUCUUUCUGGUGGACCCUGAAGAGAUGUCGCCCGAGGC
This is a messenger RNA of Cladocopium goreaui, 1196 nucleotides long. The record is from the annotation of a GenBank genome assembly. NCBI's taxonomy places the organism in Eukaryota, Dinophyceae, Suessiales, Symbiodiniaceae.